CUUACAUACUAUUCACAUAUUUUUAAAUUGGCGGCUUUUUAAAUAGGAAGUGAUGGAAAUGGCGUGCGCAUUCAGGUACUGCGCGCGCAUACUGAAUGAUUAAUAAUGAACACUUCAUGAAUUUCAUUUUAUUAUGUUAAAAAUUUGAUGGUUUAUUUCUUGAAAAUUUUAUUAAAAAUUUGUUUCUCAUUAUAAUAUCCUUAUUCAUCAUGUGAUUUUUAUGUAAAAAGUAAUUAAAAGAUGGACGAUUAAAUGAUAUACUUAACGCGUAAGUUCCUGCGGGGUGGGUGAAGGACGCCAUGACAGUCGUAUUUUCUGUUAACUACGAGCACGUAAGCUCUUGCCACCGUUUCCGCGAAAUUCUUGUUCAACUUGGUAUUUAUUUAGAUAAAAAUUGGCAAUUCCGAUUUCUGAAUUUGCCAAACUUUCCUUCGAGUAUAUUUUGGUGGUGGAAGGCAAGAGAGCGUGGCCAUUAUCAACGAUUUGUUUGUGGGUACUCAUGGCGAGGUGAGACGUCGAGAGGUGGCGAAAGGCGUCCCCCCUUGCGUCGGGACGCGCAUCUCUCUGUGUACGAGACGACUUAGGGCCAACGAAGUGAGAUGCCAGAACCGCCGACGGCACUAUGCACCAUGUGAGUCCAUCCUGCGAGCUCUGUCGAUUAUUGUUUUGACCCUGUCGAACAGUUUUCGUUUUCCUUCUGCCCCGAAUCCCGAGGAACCUCCAUCUUGUGGCCCCUUGUCCUCGUUCUACGAGUCACGAUAAUUGACGCGUCAUAUGUCUGAGACACCAGAAGAUGGUGCCCGUGAACCCUCUCUUAAAUACGAGGGGAUCUGCGGCGAAUGCUGGCAAAUAUGGAAAUACAGCUACGUACUCGUUAGAGCCGCUGGAUGAGAAAUAAAAUAUAUCACAAACAUCUAGUUAGUAUCCAAUGAACAAAGAUGAACAGUGACCAACAUGCAUUGCCAGCGACUACGCAGGCACAACAAGAGGAUUUAAACGCGGGUCAAAGUGGUCGUCCUUCAUACCCAGGUGGUUUGACUACAGCAACCAGUCUUGGCAAUGUAGGCAGUACCCCGCAUUCAUCUGCGGACCUGCGUGUAGGUACAGCUGUAGCGUUAGCCUCCUCGGUAGCUAAAUAUUGGGUCCUCACGAAUCUAUUUCCUGGACCGCUACCUCAGGUCUCGGUCUAUCAUCAUUCCCAUCACAACUCCUCGCACAGGAGUAGUGGGGGUGGAGAGGCAUCUUCCAAAGAACCAGCCUCCACGUUGAACCAAGAAAUGGCGUUGACUUCUAGUUCUCACCACCAGUCAACACCUACACAUCAUCAGCAUCAACCUUCAGUUAGCAGUAGCAACCAUCAUAGUUCUUUACAACCAAAUCCACAGAUACCAGUAUCUCUGCCAGGCCUUAAUUUAGAUGGAGCACAUAUACCUGCCAGUGUCAGUCAUCUACAAGCAGCACAUGCACAAAUGCAACAGCAAAUGCAAGCAGCACAACAACAACAGCUGCAUCAGCAGCAACCGCAACAACAACAACAACAAUCUCAUCAUCAAAUACAAAAUCACCAAAAUGCUCAGAAUAGUGGACCAACUGCGCAUAAUCAAGCCGCACAGAGAGAUGACAACAAAGUAAAAGAUGAAGGUGGAAGUUGCACAACUGAACGUUGUAGUGAUAAUCAAGUUCACUGUCAAGUUCAGUGUGAUCUUCAGUUACAAACAUCUCAAGAUUUGCAACAAAGCCUUAUGCAGCAACAACAGCAACAGCAACAACAGCAACAGCAACAACAGCAACAAAUUGGUGUAAAUAUAAGUGGAAAUUCCUCGACAGAAGGAGGCGGUCAAAAUAAUACAGAAAAACCUGAAAAAGAAAAAGAGCUCCGUCAACUGAAUAUGGCACAAUUUCAAGUACCGGAUUUAAAACCAGGUGGUCACAUGAUGGAUGUAAGAACAGCAGAUGGUUCGGUCGUGAAAAUUAGUGCUGGAAGUGAACAAGAUUUAGCAAAAACGCUUGGCGUUGAAAUGGUCCAAAAUAUGUACAAGGUGAAUGUUGAAGAUAUUAAUCAACUUUUAGCAUAUCAUGAAGUGUUUGGAAAAUUACAAAGUGAAAUAGCAGCAGGUACAACCUUAGUUGGAAGUACAGUUCCUACUCAAACAGUUACCACUAUACAAAACGGAACACCAAUUGUGCAACAAGUUCAAUUAAAUAAAUUUGAUAUUAAAUCGAGUGAUGGUGAAGCUACACCAGGGCCAAGUGCGUCGCCAGUAUCAGUUGGAAGUCAUGCUUGUGAAAUAUGUGGGAAAAUUUUUCAAUUUCGUUAUCAACUUAUUGUGCAUCGUAGAUAUCAUACAGAAAGAAAACCUUUUACUUGCCAGGUUUGCGGCAAGGCUUUUUUGAAUGCAAAUGAUUUGACGCGUCAUGGAAAAUGUCAUUUAGGAGGAUCUAUGUUUACUUGUACAGUAUGCUUUCACGUUUUUGCGAAUGCUCCAUCACUAGAACGUCAUAUGAAACGACAUGCUACGGAUAAACCAUAUAACUGUACUGUAUGCGGAAAAAGUUUUGCUAGAAAAGAACAUUUGGAUAAUCAUACUCGUUGUCACACUGGAGAAACACCUUACAGGUGUCAGUACUGUUCAAAAACGUUUACUAGAAAAGAACAUAUGGUAAAUCAUGUUCGCAAACAUACGGGUGAAACACCUCAUCGAUGUGAUAUAUGUAAAAAGAGUUUUACCCGCAAAGAACAUUUUAUGAACCAUGUUAUGUGGCACACAGGAGAAACUCCACAUCAUUGCCAAGCCUGUGGGAAAAAGUAUACAAGGAAAGAACAUCUUGCAAAUCAUAUGCGUUCACAUACCAACGACACACCAUUUCGUUGUGAAAUAUGUGGUAAAUCGUUUACUAGAAAAGAGCAUUUCACGAAUCAUAUAAUGUGGCACACGGGUGAAACGCCGCAUCGCUGCGACUUCUGCUCGAAGACAUUUACUCGAAAGGAACAUCUUUUAAACCACGUUCGGCAACACACCGGUGAAUCUCCACAUCGAUGUGGUUUCUGCUCUAAAUCGUUUACGAGAAAGGAACACCUUGUUAAUCACAUCAGGCAACACACAGGAGAAACACCUUUUCGCUGUCAGUACUGUCCAAAAGCAUUUACUCGGAAAGAUCAUCUGGUAAACCAUGUCAGACAACACACGGGUGAGUCACCGCACAAGUGCCAGUAUUGCACCAAAUCCUUCACCAGGAAGGAACAUUUGACAAAUCACGUGCGUCAACAUACAGGCGAAUCGCCACAUCGAUGCCACUUCUGCUCCAAGUCAUUUACUCGUAAGGAGCAUUUAACGAAUCAUGUUCGAAUCCACACCGGUGAAUCACCACACAGGUGUGAAUUUUGUCAAAGAACAUUCACCAGAAAGGAGCAUCUAAAUAAUCAUCUCCGACAACAUACCGGAGAUUCGUCACAUUGUUGUAACGUGUGUUCAAAACCAUUUACAAGAAAGGAACAUUUGGUAAAUCAUAUGAGAUGUCAUACUGGUGAACGUCCAUUUGUAUGCACAGAAUGCGGCAAAAGUUUUCCAUUGAAGGGUAACUUACUUUUUCACAUGCGUUCGCACAAUAAAGGAAGUAACGCUGAAAGACCGUUCCGUUGUGACUUAUGCCCUAAAGAUUUCAUGUGUAAGGGACACUUAGUAUCUCACAGGCGUUCACAUUCAGACGAAAGACCGCAUAGUUGUCCAGAUUGUGGAAAAACAUUUGUCGAAAAAGGUAAUAUGUUGAGACAUUUGAGAAAGCAUGCGGCAGAAGGACCACCGACACAAGUGAGCACUCCAUCAGCCAUUCCUCAGUCUGGUGUGUUACCAAUACCAGCGGCAGCUGUUUUAGUCGGCCAUCCUCUGGCACCGCCAGCGCCACCAGUAGUACCACAACAUACUGUUGUUGUGCCUACACCUCCUGGUGUGUUGACUUCCUAUUAAACCAAAUGAAGAAAGAGUAUGAAAGCAUUUUAUUAAAAAAAAAUUGAUUUAAAAAAAAGUGUAUACAUAAUGAAUGUUUGUGUUAAUUCAUGAAAGUGCACUAUUAAGUUUUGCGAAAAGAGUAGAAUGUAAUUUCGAUGAGCAAGACAGUUGAUCAGUGUUGUUAUGUAUUAUCAUAAAUAUUGUUUUUUAUGUUAUCAUAACUGCAGCACCGCAUUAUUCUUAUUUCAACUGUUCAUUACAAAGUUUGUCUGCAGCUACGUACAAAGAAAUAUGUAAACUUAAAUUUGAACAAUAACUACCGCAAUAGUAGUAGUACCAAAGUUAAAUUUUGUUAUUUCCUUUUAUAAAUAGUAAUUUUAAUAGAUUAUUUGUGAAAAGAGAAAAUAUUCAAUAUUAUGUGUUUGUAUAUUCAACUUAUACAGAAUCCAUGUGCGACACUUUGCGAUUCAGUGAUGAACACAUUUUCACUAUUAAUCGAAUUAUAGUAACACCCUGAUUAUGGCACCAAUAUGGAGUAUUAAUUUUGUAUAUGCUAAUGUAUAUGAAAUUAUUAUACAAGACUAAUAUAUCAGCUAAAUGCAAAAUUGUAAAAUUUGACAUCAUAUAAUAUGGUAUACAUUGAAUGGUAUAGUUAUGAUGUAAAGAAAUGAUCGUACAGUGCUUGAAGUUUAAAAUGUUCGUUAAUUUAGAUUAUGUUCCCCAAGAUAUUGUAUUUAACCCUCCGACUGUUCUUGGUGCCUAUUGAUCAGUUAUGUACAGCAAGUAGUAAAACGGAUACAAGUACCCACUCACCGUUGCACGUGUGCAGCUGAAUGAGCGCUGUUACAGUUGUAAAUUCGGAGGACAGAUUGCUCCUCACUUUUGAGUAUUUUGGAGUCACAUAACUGCAUUACGCUAUCACCAAGGAAUAACUCACGGUAAAAAUGAUUUUGCGUUAAUGAUGGACGUCCAUCUUAUUUACUGCUGUAAAUAUUCGGCUAAAGUGUCUAUUAUGUAUUUGUUAUUACUUCUUUGGAAGGCCAACUUUUUUCAUAGCAGUGAUUUAAUAACCAAUAUUAUAAAUAUAAAAAAUAAUAAAAAAUAAUUAUUGAAAAUAAUAAAACAAUAUUCUUCAAUUAUAACAUGCAUUUCGUGCUUAACGACUGUUAUUGUAAUUCAUUCGUGUCACAGUGUUCACAUAGCUCCCAAAUAAACAACAGUCGCAGGGUUAAAUUCUAUUUUAUAUCAUUUUAUUCGAUUUUUUUCAAAGUUAUUAAGUAUAAAAUAAAUUUCUACUCAAAAUGGUUAUUGUAUCCAAAAAAUAUUUGUUGAUAUUCAUUAUUAUAAAUUUCAUUAAAAUAUGUACACAUUGUGCUAUUAAUUCAUAAGCAGUAGAUGAUUUCAUUAGAUGUGGAGUGUUAUUUUUAAUUUUAUGAUUAAAAUAAAUCUUCUAAAAUCAUUUUCUCCGAAAAAAUAAAUUUCGUUGGCUUCGAUUUGGUUUUAGAAUAAGUAAAAAUUUCAAUACCUCAUCAAUUACUAAUUAAAUGUUUUAAAAGCAAAUAUAUUUUAUUAUUUUUACGAAAGCUUGUAAACGCGACUGAGAAAGAUGAAUAUUUCGUAAGUAAUAAUUUACUUAGGUAUUUACUUUUAGCCAAUUGCUGCGUAGUUUACUUUAAUAUAACAAUUUAUAUUCAGAAAUGAUUUAUGUUUUACACGAAUUUGUAUGUCGACGAAAAUUUGACAUUAGUUAUUCGUGUUAGUUAUAAUUAUUGUUUUUCGUGUAAUUGUAAUUAAUGUAGUUGAGUGCAAUAAGUUUGCCAGUUUCAUUUAAGUUUCACCUAGAAUGAAAACCACUGGUAUACUGAAUUUUAGGCUUACAACAAAUACAGAUGAAAUAUGUAAGUCAGUGCAGUUAUCAGUAGUUGAAAAAUUAAUUUAAAUUUUGUUUGGUUUUUAAAAUCAAUUUUAAAUAUUAAUAUUUGAGUAUCGUCUAAUUUGAAAGAAAAAAAUAUAUUAUGGAUAUAGCAAUUCUAUAAGAUCACGUAUUGCGUAUUUACGAUUAAGAAUAAAAUAAAAUUGUAAGUUUGGUUUUACGAUAAUGUUGCGUUAUGCUAAGUUACCUAAGCGUAUUUAUUAAAGUACUCAAUAACAGAACAUAAUUACAUACAUUUAAUUUGUAUAAAAUGUUAAAAAUAGAAAACUCGCAUUUUAUCUGUUGUCGCAUUACCAGACUUACUUUAAUUAUGUAUAAUAUUAUAUCAUAACAACUAUUGAUUAGACAGAAGAAAGAUGAAAAGUUUAUUAACGCGUCUGCAUGCGUCAUAUGAAGUUUCGUGUACGAUAGUGUUUGUCACUUCAUAGAAGACUAGAUUAAUAUAUUAUGAUAAAUAUUAACUACAUAUAUUAAAACAGUUAAAUAUCACGUACUAUUUAAAAAGAAACAAUGCGAAAAAUAAUUACAACAUGAUGUAACUUUGUGAGUGACAUAAAAUGUAUGUCACGUGUGAAACGUAAACUUUUCAUUACAUUCAUAAAGAGAGGAGAAGAGACGAAGUCUGUGCAAAGAUACAUCUGAAAAAAUAAAACAAAUAUAUGUGUAAUAUAUAUAUUACUCACGCUUAUAUACAUUAUGUAUAUAUUCUGUAUACGAUAUGAGAAAGCGUACACCAUGAUGCCAUACCGAAUAUACUUGAAGCAAGAGUAUUAUUUCCAGUAAUUUGUGUAAAAGAUUUCUCUGCAAUAUGUUCGUGGCAUCAAUUCUUGUAAUUUGCUGAAAAGUUUAACAAAAAAUAAAUAGAAAUAAUGUUUAUAUGAA
Messenger RNA from Megachile rotundata (alfalfa leafcutting bee), 6762 nucleotides. RefSeq names its product NHP2-like protein 1. The record is from RefSeq and is a predicted model, not a curated record. NCBI's taxonomy places the organism in Eukaryota, Metazoa, Arthropoda, Insecta, Hymenoptera, Megachilidae. Gene Ontology annotation, cellular component: nucleus; nucleolus; ribonucleoprotein complex. Gene Ontology annotation, molecular function: DNA-binding transcription factor activity, RNA polymerase II-specific; RNA binding; RNA polymerase II cis-regulatory region sequence-specific DNA binding. Gene Ontology annotation, biological process: regulation of transcription by RNA polymerase II; ribosome biogenesis.